Molecule: messenger RNA, 1737 nt
Organism: Manihot esculenta (cassava)
Lineage: Eukaryota; Viridiplantae; Streptophyta; Magnoliopsida; Malpighiales; Euphorbiaceae
Product: ATPase GET3A
Exons: 7
Coding region: 454-1536 (360 amino acids)
Biological process (GO): post-translational protein targeting to endoplasmic reticulum membrane
Cellular component (GO): GET complex
Molecular function (GO): ATP hydrolysis activity; ATP binding
Source: RefSeq, a predicted model, not a curated record
UCCAACUUUUUAAGAUAAAUUACCAACUUAACGCAUGGCAUUUAGAAUAAAUAAAUUUAAAAUAUUUUUAAUGAAAUUAAACAGUAAUUUAUGAGAAAAAGUAGUUAAGUCUGUUGGGCACGGUCUUCCAGUCUUACGACCAAGUGAAAGUUUCCGUUACGGCGUUAUCUUUGCCUUAACCUUUUUGGGUGAUAUGAUGAUAAUGUAUUAAUUAAAUUAAAAAGAAAAUUUACAUUAUAUAAAAAAGAAAAAUCCAAAAAGAAAAAAAAAUUAACAUAAAAUUAGCAUAAAACUGAAGGAUAUAUAUAUAUAUAUAUUCUCAUAUUACAUGAAAAAUAUAUUAAGGAAGAAAAAGAUAAGUUGUGUUUGUACAUCGAGUUGGAUCUAUUUUCUGUUUUGAACUGAGCAAUUGAGAGAGAGAAUUGGGACAAGGAAUCACAUUGUUAGAGAAGGAUGGCAACAGAUGAUCAAGAGAUACCUGAAGGAUCCGUCCGGAAUAUACUAGAGCAAAUCACCCUCAAAUGGGUCUUUGUCGGAGGCAAAGGUGGCGUAGGAAAAACCACUUCCAGUUCGAUUCUCUCGAUCCUUUUGUCUAAGGUCAGAUCCUCUGUAUUGAUCAUCUCAACUGACCCUGCUCACAAUCUUAGCGAUGCGUUUCAACAACGAUUCACCAAGAUCCCCACUUUGAUCAAUGGCUAUACCAAUUUAUAUGCUAUGGAAGUCGAUGCUAAUGUUGAAAACGAUGACAUGGGUGGAAAUGAUGGAAUGGACACUGUGUUUUCUGAGCUAGCUAAUGCAAUUCCUGGAAUCGAUGAGGCUAUGAGCUUUGCAGAAAUGUUGAAAUUGGUGCAAACAAUGGAUUACUCUGUUAUUGUAUUUGAUACUGCUCCAACUGGUCAUACACUCAGGCUAUUACAAUUUCCAUCAACUUUAGAGAAGGGCCUUGAGAAAAUGAUGUCUUUGAAAAGUAAAUUUGGUGGUUUAUUGAGUCAGAUGACCCGUAUGUUUGGUAUUGAUGAUGAAUUUGGUGAAGAUGCCCUUUUGGGAAGACUUGAGGGCAUGAAAGAUGUGAUUGAACAAGUGAAUAGGCAAUUCAAAGACCCGGAUAUGACAACCUUUGUCUGUGUUUGCAUCCCAGAGUUCCUCUCGCUAUAUGAAACAGAGAGGCUGGUGCAGGAACUUACCAAAUUUGAGAUAGAUACACAUAAUAUUCUCAUUAACCAAGUACUUUAUAGUGACGAAGAUGUUGAAUCCAAAUUGCUCAAAGCAAGAAUGCGAAUGCAACAAAAGUACCUUGAUCAGUUCUACAUGUUGUAUGACGACUUCCAUAUCACCAAGUUGCCAUUGUUGCCAGACGAGGUUACUGGGGUUGAAGCUCUGGAAGCUUUCUCAAGUCGUUUUGUGACUCCAUAUAAGCCUUCCACUAGUCAUGACACUGUGGAAGAUUUGGAACGAAAAAUAAACACCAUAAGGCGACAAUUGACAGAUGCUGAGGGAGAGCUAGAAAUACUUAAGAAAGAAAAGCAGACGGAGUAAUUUUGUUCAUUUGCUCGUUUUCCCUGAUAUCACAGUUAAAUGGCAUCUACUUGACUUCAGCUGCUAAAAGAAAAGCAGAGAGAGUAAUUUUGUUCGUUUUUUUUAUGGUAAACUAAUUUAAUUUUAUACAUUUCACAUCAAAAUAAGUUCGUUUUUGUAUCAUUUAGAUCGUUAAAUAUUUACAAUAAAUUUUCAUUUUCA